Messenger RNA from Paraglomus occultum, 1322 nucleotides. Lineage: Eukaryota; Fungi; Glomeromycota; Glomeromycetes; Paraglomerales; Paraglomeraceae. The record is from the annotation of a GenBank genome assembly.
CACGCAGUCCAUACUUUAGAGUGGCUUUAUCUGCCAAUUGGGUUAGGAAAGAAGCCAACAAAAUAAUGUACAAGAAACCCAACAUUUUACCUGAAAUACUUGAAAUUAUCAUGACAUACAUUUACACAGGCGUCGUUGCUAUCGAGGAUCAGGGAGCAGCGGCAGUAUUUGACGUUCUACUGGCUGCAGACGAACUAAUUCUUCCUGAAGUUCAAGACCAUGCCGAAGAACAUCUGAUCGCGAACGAAAGUUUAUGGUUACGGACAAACUUUUCUUAUGUCCAUAAAGCAGCAUUCCGACAUCAGGGUUUCCGCAAGUUACAAGAAUAUUAUCUAAACAUGAUCUGCAAAAAACCAAGCAUGCUCUUCGAGUCGGAAGAUUUUUGUUCAACCGAUAGUGACAUACUCGUCAUGCUAUCGAUGCGCGAUGACUUGGAUAUGGAAGAAAUUGAACUCUGGGAUUAUCUUGUCAAAUGGGGUAUGGCACAAUGUUCUUCGCUCGCACCAGACCCAGCAGACUGGUCUGAAGAAGAUUUUACAACGUUUGAAUCAACCAUGCAUGGCUGCAUCGAGCAUGUACGCUUCUUCAAUAUACGAUCACAAGAUUUUUAUUUAAAAGUAAUGCCAUUAAAGAAAAUCGUACCUAUAGACCUAUAUAAGGAUUUGGAACGGUAUCAUUACAAGGUUACCACGCGUCCGAGGUCUCUCACAAAAUCACCAAGACAAAAAACAAUCAGAUCAAACAUAGUUGAACAAAAGUACAUCAAAGAGAUUACAAGCUGGAUUAAUGGUCGUGAUCCCGGACAGACAUCUGAAGAACCACCAACAGUGCAGUACGAUUUCAGACUAUUGGUUCGAGGGAGUCGAGAUGGUUUCUCGUCUACCACCUUUCAUGAUAGAUGUGAUGAUCAGGGAGCGACUUUACUUAUUGUUAAAGUUCAAGGUUCCGGUCAGGUAAUCGGAGGCUAUAAUCCCGUGUCGUGGGGUUCAGAUAACACGUGGUCUUAUACAAAAGACAGUUUCAUUUUCUCUUUUAUUUUCGGCGAAACUGGUUCGUCCGUACUAAGUCGGGUUAGAGUUAAGCAGGCUGAACAUGCGGUUUAUAAUUCUGAUAUAUUUGGACCUUGCUUUGGUAGAGGAGAUUUGUGCAUGGGUAAGAACUUCAGUGAAAUAUCUGGCUCGUAUGCCAAAACGAAUGAUUAUGAGAGAAAGAUACUCUGGAGUAUUCCAGGAAUUGUGAAUAAUAACACCGAUAGCAAUACGAGGUUUAGCGUAGAAGACUAUGAGGUCUUUCAAGUCGUAAAGAAAAAAAGUUCAAAGUAA